CAGAGUAUUUAACUUGGAAAGGUAAGGUGCUAGGAGACCAAACCGGCAAGUCAUUUUAAUUGGAAAAGUAAAGCAAGUUAAAAGUGCAGUUCGAGACAUUGAAAAACAAAGAAAGAAAAAAGUGAAACUGUCCCCCACACAAUUAUACACCGUCCACGGUUUACUAAGGAACAAGCCUGAAACCUUGAACAAAGACUGUUGCCAUCUAGUGGAAGCCAUAGGAAUUGCAUUGCAUUGGAUACCAGAUCAGCCCGCAAGGAGUGAAGAUGGAAGGGUGGUCCCCGUAAAUUGGGCUGGAGUCCUGCAAACGACAAAGCCUUCCACCAACUGAAGGGAUGUUUCACCUCCACCCCGUUGUCCAAAAACUCAGAACCUACGCUGCCCUUUGUGGUGGAUGUGAAUACUUCAGAAGUGACCGUGGGGGCUGUCCUAUCCCAACGACAAGGUUAUGAAUAGAAAUAUUGUCCCUUUGUAAAUUACAAAAAAAAAACUGUCUCACACAGAGAGGAACUAUGACGUCAGCAAUCGGGAGCUCUGGCGGUGAAGUUUGCAUUAGAGGCGUGGAGACACUGGAUGUAGGGCGCCAAGGACCCAUUCAUCAUCCUCACUGACAAUCGGAACCUGGCGUACAUAUGGACAGGAAAAUGACUUUUUUUUUAACUUGAUUUGACUUCACUCUGACGUAUCGCCCAUGUUCAAAGAACACCAAGCCAAUGCCCUGUCACGUCUCUAUACGAUUCGGGAGAGGUUACUCGAUUCGGGAGAGUUAUAGCCUCCGUGGUCUGGGACGUAGAUGUGGAUAAUCGCCAGGCCCUGAAGAGGGAACCGGCUCCGGACCUGAGCGUAGACAGCUAUUGUCGCUGAACAUCCAGGUCGCUGAGGCACUGUUCCAGCAGGACUCCCGGCACUAUGGCCUUCCGGAAUACAUCGUCUCCGACCAUAGUCCCCAAUUCACGUCACGAGUAUGGAAAGCCUUCAUGGAGAAGCUGGGGGUACACAGUCAACCUCACUUCCGGGGUACUGGCCUCAGUCUUACAGGCAGGUGGAGAGGAUGGCCCAGGAGCUGGGGAGUUUCCUGAGUCUCUGCCAGGACCGGCUGACUCCCUUCCAGUGUGCUUUGGGUUAUCUGCCAGCCCUGGCGCCGUAGACCCCAAGCCAGACCGAAGCCCCUGCAGUGGACAAGUGGUUCAGGAGCGAAGAAAAGGUUUGGAACAACGCACACGUGAGGCUCCAGUGCACCAUCCGCUGUCAGAAGGAGCAGACGGAUCGCCACAGCAGCCGGUGGUUCCUGGUCCCCUGUCUGAAGCCGUCCAUCACGACACCCUUCUGCAUCCCUACACCUUUCUGCAUCUCCCGCCUAUGCCUUUCAGAAUCCUCCUGGAAUUCCGACAUUGUGGGAAUUUAUUUUUUUAUUUGUUUAUUGAAAAUUCGAAACAUAAUAUACCUACAGUGAAGCCGCUCAAUAACUACAUCGUACCAGUCAUCCAACAGAUUCCCAUUGAGAGAGACACACAGAAGCUUCCAGGGUCAAUGCCCUGCUCAAGGGCAUGUUGACCGAUCGACCACCAGGCCACAAAACGUGAACAUGAACCCUCCAAGAUCCCCCACACAGUUCCCCAAAAGCUGUCCCUCCACCAUUCGAGACCCCUCCCACACUCCACCCCCCAGGAAUAUUUUUUUUAAUAAAAAAUACAACUAAUUCCAUUCCCCAAC
Oncorhynchus gorbuscha (pink salmon) is the source of this 1713-nucleotide messenger RNA. RefSeq lists its product as uncharacterized. The record is from RefSeq and is a predicted model, not a curated record. Lineage: Eukaryota; Metazoa; Chordata; Actinopteri; Salmoniformes; Salmonidae. The transcript has 6 exons. Bases 910 to 1554 code for a protein of 214 amino acids.